This is a messenger RNA of Oryzias melastigma (Indian medaka), 2119 nucleotides long. RefSeq names its product docking protein 3. The transcript is spliced from 7 exons. The record is from RefSeq and is a predicted model, not a curated record. Gene Ontology annotation, biological process: cell surface receptor protein tyrosine kinase signaling pathway; positive regulation of MAPK cascade. Bases 28 to 1536 code for a protein of 502 amino acids. Gene Ontology annotation, cellular component: cytoplasm. NCBI's taxonomy places the organism in Eukaryota, Metazoa, Chordata, Actinopteri, Beloniformes, Adrianichthyidae.
GGUUCUGGUAAUAAUCACAUUGUAGGAAUGUGGGUGUGGCCUAACUAUCACCUUCCAGACGUGUAUCUGCAGCUAACAGUCGGAGGAGCCGAUCCUUCCCUGAUGGACUCUGGGAGUAAAACAGGGAAGGUUUACCUGCGGCCGCACAGACCUGGAAAGAAAUGGAAGCCGGUGCUGUUGUCCCUGUUCCCCCCCAGCACCAACGGAGUGGGCCGGCUGGAGAUCCAGGAUGUGGCAGGGGGCGGGGCAGCAGGUGAUCUCAGCGGCGGGGUCAGGAGGCACCACCCCCACCUGGACAGGAAGGUAAAGGUGGUGCGACUGUCGGAGGUGCUCAGCGUCCUCAGACUGCCCCCAAACGCGGAGGCCUGUCCCAUGGAGAACAUGUCGGCGUUCUGCGUUGAGAGCCAGGACCGAACGCUGGUGUUCGCCGCCCUCAAAGACGACUGCGUGGACUGGGUGGACAAACUGUGUCUCAGCAGCUUCAAGACAGGAAACAGUUCUGCAAACGCUCCAGCUCGCAUGGAGGAGAACCAGAUCUACGCCUCUGCAGACGAAGCACCGCGGUUCUGGGUGGUGGUCCAGAAGACGGAGGCUGCGACUCGCUGCGGCCUGGAGGGCCCCUUCUGGCUGGAGGUGGGCGGAGCCUCGCUGCUGCUCAGAGAAGCCCAGAAGAAGAUUGUGGUGGGAGAGUGGCCGUACGAGCAGCUGAGGAGAUACGGGAGCCAUCAGUCGGUCCUGACCAUCGAAGCGGGUCGGCGCUGCAGUUCUGGUCCCGGGAUCUUCAGCUUCGAGAGCUCUCAGGUCGACCGGAUCUUCUCUCUGAUUCAGAGCAGCAUCAAGCAGAGGGCCCCGCCCUCGGCCCCCCGCUCCCCCCUCCCCAAAACCCCCAGCAUGGCUGCAGCUCUGGAGACCAAGCUGAAGAUCCAGGGCAGGAAGUCCCCGUCCCUGGAGGAGGGGCCACACGCUCAGGAAGACCGGGGGGGUCAACCGGACGCCACGCCUGCGCCCAUAACCCUUAUGCCCCUCCCACUGCUGCCAACACAGACCCCGCCCUCCAGGAGAGCCGCAGUCCACCAGUCAGAUGGGAUUUAUGCGGAUCCGGCUGAGUGUGCCCCGCCCACCAUGAAGCCCCCCCCAACCAAGGCGCUGUACAUCGACCCCGCCCGCGUCCUUCCUCUGAAACCCCCGGGCGCCGCCGACAGCCCCCCCCCACAGACGGACCAGCGGGAUUCGGUUUAUUCUGAGGUACUGGACCGGGUCAGCCCCCAUCAGAACCAGCAGAGCGGCGACCCGGAAACGGAAAGACCCGAAGAGCCCGUCUACGCCGAGCCCACAGCGGGGGCGGAGCCAGAACCUGACAGAACUGAAAACAAACCCGACCCGUUUGCCCAGCUCUAUGCCAAAGUCUGUAAACCGCACAAAGGACCGCCCCCCGAGAGCGAGAACAGAACCGGCGCCACCCCUCCCCCCACCCGUCUGACCAGAGGAGAGGAGCCCCCGGAUGAUGUCAUCUACGAAAACCUGGGCAUCAUCUGACCGUGAAGGUCAGAAGGAACCUCCUCCUGGUUCUGGUUCCGCCCAAAGUUCUCUGCUUCUCUGACUGAAGUCUCCAGAACCCAAAGUUCUUCUACGGCUGACACAUUAACCACUUCUGCUCCUUCAGCGUGACCUCAGCAUGACCUUCCAAUGACCUUAGGAUGACCUGAGAGGAUUUCCUGCUGAGGUCCGACUACCUGAUCAAACCUGAAGAGGUUUUUCCUGCUGAGUCGGCCCGUUUGUGGUGCAGAUCGAUGAAUCCUACAGGAGAUUUGGAUCAUAAAUGGGGUUAUUUAAACGUCUGGGUUUGAUUUUGUUUUUUAUUUCCACGACUGUAUAAAUGAGCCGAACUAGAAAAGUUUCAAACUGUUUUCUGCUCUUCUUGAACAAUUGUUUUUGUUACAUUUUUAAUUAACUUUUCGUUUGGUUCUUGUUUAAAAAAACAUCGAAACCAGUGCGGUUUAAAACAUCAGAUUGAUCUAGUUUUAUUCCUCAUUUAUCGUUUUUACCAAAGAAAACGGUUCAUAUACGUUUAAAAAUAUGCAUUAAAACUCUUAAAAACCUUUCCCAAUUGUUUGUCUUU